Molecule: messenger RNA, 288 nt
Organism: Cladophialophora immunda
Lineage: Eukaryota; Fungi; Ascomycota; Eurotiomycetes; Chaetothyriales; Herpotrichiellaceae
Exons: 2
Coding region: 1-288 (95 amino acids)
Source: RefSeq, a predicted model, not a curated record
AUGGCAGCAGGUGUUCGAGAUCCAGCAUUCUGGAAGCGGUUUUCAAUGGCGGUACAUUUGGAUGAAGAGAAAGCAAACAUUUCGGAGACCAGGUCAACUUCAACUGCCUCGUCAACAGCACCUUUGAGACAUACUGAGACAUGGCUUGAGCGAAACCGGAGGAAACAACGUCGGACCCGAAUCAUAGGCUGCCUCAUCGCCCUCGCCUUUAUCGCUGUCAUUGUGGCAGUCGUUCUUGUGUUGCUGUGGUUUGCGAAAGUAGGGCCGUUCAAGGACAAAUCGUCGUGA